This is a messenger RNA of Haliotis rufescens (red abalone), 11719 nucleotides long. Its product is annotated as inositol hexakisphosphate kinase 1-like. Gene Ontology annotation, cellular component: nucleus; cytoplasm. Gene Ontology annotation, biological process: phosphatidylinositol phosphate biosynthetic process; inositol phosphate biosynthetic process. The transcript has 6 exons. Gene Ontology annotation, molecular function: inositol hexakisphosphate kinase activity. NCBI's taxonomy places the organism in Eukaryota, Metazoa, Mollusca, Gastropoda, Lepetellida, Haliotidae. The coding region runs from base 218 to 1441 and encodes 407 amino acids. The record is from RefSeq and is a predicted model, not a curated record.
AUCCGAAUACUCACGUUCGCUAUUUGUAAAGUUCAAAUGGGUAUUUAUGCGUUUGAUGGUGUUUAUAAGCAAUGUAAUGUAAACAAACCCCAAAUUGAUCAGCAUUAGCGCAAACUGUUUGUACGGGAACCAGCUCAAGAGAGAGUCAAGACGCUGAUAAAGGUACUGUAAGGAGUGCUCCCAGCAGUUGUGUUAAUGUGGCUGUGUGCGGGCCAGUAUGCCAGAACACUUGAUGGAGAGCAACACGAUGAGGCCGGUCCAGCUAGAGCCGUUUGACCAUCAGGUCGGCGGCCAUCACUCCAUGUUACGCUUCAAUGAGGACACGCUAUGCAAGCCCCUCAUUCCCCGGGAACAACUCUUCUAUGAAACGCUGCCCGAGGAACUGAAGGAGUUCACACCACAGUAUAGAGGUAUGAUUGAGGUGAAGCUCCACGAGGACAGUGAUGGAUACAUCAAGCUGAUUGGCUACCCACUACAGAAGAACCAAAAUCACCGCAACUCCUGUUCCCCCACGUCCAGUGAGAGUGACUCGGAGAUGUCAGGAGCCGCUGUAUCAAUACCCUUGUCAAACAGACUGGAACAAACUAAAAGCAGCAUGAAGCUGCUGCGUAGCGGGAGUAUCGAGGUCAGCACCAGGACGGACAAGACCUACUUCACACCCGACGUCGGCAGUGGCGGCAAGGCUCGCAACAACAAGGCCUCUCUGAAUCCCUGGAGCCUGAAAUGCCACAAGGAGCAGGUGGCUCGCAUGAGGCAGGACCGACAUGACCCAGAUCAGUCCAAAUUUAUCCUACUUGAGAACGUAGCAGCACAUUUCAGGUACCCAUGUAUCUUGGAUCUGAAAAUGGGGCCACGGCAGCAUGGGGACGAUGCCACUGCGGAAAAACGGGAAACUCAGGUCAAGAAGUGUGCAGCAACUACAUCUGUGUCGCUUGGACUACGAAUGUGUGGAAUGCAGGUGUACCAGCAGACAACAGGCAUCUAUGUUACCCGGGACAAGUUCUUCGGUCGGACUUUGAUGGUGGACACCUUCAAGGACACGCUAUAUCAGUUCCUACAUAAUGGACAUGCGUUGCGAACAUGUGUCAUUCAGCCCAUCGUCCAGCGUCUAGAAAAACUGUACUUGCAGCUAAUGAAACAGCAGACAUUCCGGUUCUACUCCAGCUCUCUCCUCAUCAUGUAUGGAGGAGAGGAGGAGGAGACAAUAUCCCAGGAUUCCAGCGAGGAGAACGCCAAUGGUGAUUCCCCAAGCUGGCAGGAAAACAGCCAUCCAGUCAUUGAAAUCAAAAUGAUUGAUUUUGCACAUGCUACUCGCAAAGGAUUCUGGGAUGACGAGGUGGUGCACAAAGGCCCCGACUCUGGUUACUUGUUUGGUCUGAAGAAUCUGAUUCAGUUCUUGAAAGACAUACAGGAAAAGUAUGGUAAUGAAGACUCGUCCUAGCCUUAUAACAUUAUGUUUCAUGCCAUCCCCUCAUCGACGUUCUGUCAGCGUCUGUGAUCUGUAAAAAUAAUUCCUUUUUAGGAAUAUGUACAAUCUCAAAAUCAGAUCUUAGUUCUCGCUACCGCUAAACAAAUUUCUGAGGACAUCCCAAUACAGGUAAUGUCAUAAUGACCUUACAUCCUACCGAAAAGAGCGUUGCUUUGACUGACCUAUGAAAUGACUAACAUUAGCCAAUCAGAAAGCAGCUUACUUGGGUACUUCCCACGUGCUAUGCAACAUCUCUUUCGUUCAAAUGUUUAUCCUAUUGAAGUGAAAGAUAGAUGAUUUUGACAUGAUCGGUCGUACAAGCCGUAACUGUUGUUUGAAUACCCCAUGCUAACCUUCUUGAGGUUUUAAGAUUAGAAAACACUUCCCACUGUCACUUUCGCGAUCUGGUAAGCGACGCUCUGAUUGGUCGGAUGAAAGUUCAUUCUGAUGUGACCCUUAAUGGGAUGUCCUCAGAUCUUUGUUUAGUGGAAGCAAGAACUAGGAUCUGAUUAUGAUGAGAUUGGGAAUAUGUACUUUGUGUUCAUAAUGAACAGCGUCAUAAUACUACAUCCUGUGGGAUGGAAGUGAAGUGUGUUGCCUUAUUUCAGCUGCCUAAGAGGAGAUGUGUCCCUCACCCUCCUAUGUGUCAAAGUGUCGUAGAUCAGACAGCCGUCGUGGUUGAAUCACAUUCCAUGAGUGUUGCAUGAUCGGCCAUGUUCAGACAUAUUCCAUCUAGAUACCAACUGUCGUCUGUCUUUUGUUAUUUGGUUGCAAAUUUUCAAUUGAGGCCUGAGUCAUAUACAGUUGAUUUUGGACAUCACAAAGUUUGAUAUACAUGAGGUAGCGGUUAUUGGUUUAAUAAUGAUACCAUCUGUCAUCUGUACUACUAAAAAAUGGUUAAGGACCACCUGAUGUUUUCUAGUCUGUCAUGGCACAGAAAAGAUGGGUGUGGGAUGGUCAAAUUUUACCAUUUGGCAGAGGGAGGGGGGGGGUGGGUGGUGUUGGGGAUGAACACAUGUUAAAUAAAAUGGGGGUGAGGGGCGACAAAAUAUGAUACAGUCCUAAGACCAAUCCCACAUCCCCCCCAUCAAAAAUGACCUGGCCUAAAUAUGAAAGAAUCACGUGGUCCUUUAGUUCUUUUGAGUAGUAUAUGUUGUUUUUCAGCAUUGACAUAUGAUUACAUACUUAAAUGUUUAGUGUCCAUGUUUUAAGUUGGAGAUUUAGUCAUAUACAAUGUAUACAGUCAAUUUUUGACAAGACAGUAAUAUAUAGCGGAUAUUGGUAUAUUCAUAGUACCAUCUCGUAUCUGUCUUUUUGUUGAUCAGCAUAGGAAUAUGGUUACAUACUUUGAUGUUUCGUGUCCGAAUUUUAAGUUGUUAAUUAUAUAACAUAUUAUACAGUCAGUUUGGGACAUCGCAAAGAUGAAAUGAAUAUUGGUUUAUGAAGCUAAUUCUAAUCACCAGCAUUUGUGAUUUAUUUUUUUGUUUAUGUCAAUAAGGAACUUUGACGUAUCAGAUUUCAAGGGUCACUUGAGGUUGCAUCCAUUGUUGACUUUUACUUAAUGAAAUUGAUAAUUGAAAUAUUUCUUACUGCAGACUUCAUGUCGUGAAAAGAAGUGUUUGUACCUUGUUACAUAACACAGUCUGUGACACUGUUGCAACGUUUUUGACACGUGUGUCACACAUUUCUGUCCUCUGAAACGCCAUUUUAGUAUUUUCCUGAUAAGUUGUUGACUGUAAGUACAGUUUUAUGUACAAUGUUGUGACGAAUGAUUGCCCUGUUGUGUCGUGGUUGAGGCAGGAAAUGUGUCACGGAAUGAGUCACGGAUCGUGUUACAGGUCACAGAAUGUGUCGCGGAAUGAGUCGUGAAAUGUGUCGCGGAAUGAGUCACGGAUUGUGUUACUAUGUCACAGAAUGUGUCGUGGAAUGUGUCGCGGAAUGAGUAACGAAAUAUGUCACGGAAUGAGUCACAGAUCGUGUUACUAUGUCACAGAAUGUGUCGCAGAAUGAGUCACAGAUUGUGUUACUAUGUCACAGAAUGUAUUGUGGAAUGUGUUGCGGAAUGAAUCACGGAUUGUGUUACUAUGUCACAGAAUGUGUUGGGAAUGUGUCACAGAAUAUGUCACACUUGACCCAGGGUAUUUCUUGAUGUCCAUACACAGUUGAGGCUGUCUGACCAUGAAGCUUUAAUGGUUGAGCGACUCCAUCAAGUGUGAUUCACAUGCUACAAAUAUGGUCAUGUCAUAAUUGGCUGUACUACUGGAACACACUCAGCAGUCCAGUUAGUGAUGUGGUUUAGACACAUGUAUGUAUAUGUACAGUCUAACAUGUUAUAAUGCCAUGCUUUGCCUCAUCAUGUAUUGCCAGAACAAUUUCAGGGAUAGCUUUUCCUCUACCAUGCACCUUGACCAUGUUUGCAACCCCCAUUGUUACAAUAAACCCAUUAUGAGCCAUCCUCCUCCUGUCAUGCCCGUUAUAAUGCCAUGGUCAUUGUCAUGUUGUCAUAUGCAUCCUAAUCUCAUACUCAAUAUUAUGCCAUGACAUGGUCCUCAGCUACUAGACAAAUAGUGAAAUUAGAGAAAGAUUUGACCUAGUAAGGUUGUGUUGUUGAAUAUGCUAGAUUGUGCCUAUUUUGAUAUUCAAGACACUUUAAAACAGAAUAGUAGCAUGAUAUAUCUAUGUGAGGGCCGAGAAAGAUUUUAAGGUCGGGCAUUUCAAGAGUUCCAGAUAAUAGUAAUGGAACACAUAUCCAAGAACAGUUCUCUUUUGUUAUGUACUUAUUUAUCUCCCUUAUCAAUAUCUAGAAUUGUCUUCCUUGUUGUUAACCUUGAAUUAUCUCGGGGGCGGUCAGGUAGCCUAGUGGUUAAAGCGUUCGCUCGUCACGCCGAUUCCCCGACAUGGGUACAAUGUGUGAAGCCCAUUUCUGGUGUCCCCUGCCGUAAUAUUGCUGGAAUAUUGCUAAAAGCGGCUUAAAACCAUACUCAUUUGAAUUAUCUCCCUUAAUCAUGUCCUGAAUUACUUCCCUUUUUGAUAUCCAGAGUUAUCUUCUUGAAAUCAUGAGUUAUCUCCUUUAUUGAUUUCCUGAAUUAUUUCCAUUUAUGCUAACCUGAGUGAUCUCCCUUUCUGAUGUCCUAAAUUGACUAGUGCAUAUUUAAAUGUACAGUCAAGUCUUGUUAAUCCGACAAUCAGGUUUAUCUGACACUAAUGAUGGGAACAGAUUCAAUCAAUGCUAUUUAGACUCAUUAAUCCGACACAGUGAUCAGCAUACUCUGUGGUUAUCUGCCCGUGAGUAUUCAGUCAGUGGUUUGAUGCGAGACGAGUCAGCUGGUAGCUGCAUAUUACAAAGCUGCAGAGAUAGACUUUCCUUAACAAUAAUUAAUUGAUGCUUUAAAUAAGGAAAACAGUAUUAAUCACAUGCUUAGAUUCAAUCUCAUUAAAAUCAGAUACAAGUAUUCUCGCUAUCGCCGGGGACAUCCCAUUACAGGUCACGUCAGAAGAACCUUUCGUGAACUAUGACCGACGAACGUUGGUACUACUUAAUUUCAUUUAUCCGGCAUAAUCCUAUGCAACCAGCCAUGUCGGAUCAACGGGACUUGACUGUAUGUACACCUGCUUGUUGUACCAGUUCUAUCUGCACGCCUUUGUUCGUAAGGACUUCCAUCAUCUUGAUACUAUUGACCUGAUUAAAAAGUUCCUGAUUCUUUCAGAGGUUACAGUGGGUUACAGAUACACUGGAAACUGCCAUUAGGUAGGAGAUUGGAAAUGAUGAGACAUACACCAUACAAUAGUAUCAUUUGGAAAAUGUGGGUGACAAAGGGUUCUUGGGCUUGUUUUCAUCAUGAAAUUUUGAUUGUUUGUUGUUGUAAACAAAUACGUGUUGUUGUAUCAUGUACAUUGACCUUGAUGUGGUGUGGGAGAUAGGUCAAACUAUUUGUCAGUCACACAUAGCAAUAAUAGGGCAAGGGAACCAGUUUAUCAUGAAUUAUACAUUGCAGGUUUGGGACUGACCUUUCCAUAAUCUGAAAGCGUCCUGGAUUUUUGUAAGGAAACAAGAGUACCUCUUAGGGUCAUACAUUUUGUUUCUUAAAGGAAAGAAACAAUUUUUAUUUUUUCCACAGCACAGACUCUCAGGACACAUGGCAUGUCCAGCUAACAAUUUCUGUAAAACCUGAGGCAUUAUUUUCGGGAACCAAUUAUUUUUUUUCAAAAAAUUGCAGAAUGUCAAAUGAUUGGACUCUUAUCCUGCUUAUGGUAUUGCAUUAGUAGAUCAUUAACAUUGUACAUGGUGAUCAGGUAUAUCAGUGUGAAGGUACUAUGUAGGAUUGGAAAACUGAAACUGGAAUAUGACCUCCAGCACUGUGCUUGACUGUCCAGUCAGUUAUAUCUUAAUUACAUUAUGAUGAACUCCCAGGCCCAUUCGGUGCCAGAGCUUGGUUUGGAGUCCAGUUCAAUUAACAUACCUGUCGAGUCAGAUUAGACUGGUCUGAAACAAAUGAUAUCACAGUAACUUGUCUCACUUUGUCGUUCCGUCUCCAAUACAACUGGGUACCCCUGGCAACACCUGGUAGCAGAAGGACUUUUUUCUGAUCUGAUCUUGUAGCUCACAAAAAUGUUUGAUGAAUUGCUCUGUUUUCAAAGCCAUCAAGAUGUAGAUGGAGACAAAGCAGCUGUAUCUUUAGUGCACACGGACUAAGUCAACAUAAUGGGUUACAGAAGAUCUUUGAAAUGUUAUAAAGGAAAAUAUUCUCCCCAUCCAUCAAGGGGCUCUUGUUGUAAUACUUAAAACAUAUUCAUUGGAUUGCCAGAUACAGAUACUUUAGCUCACGCCUCAGACAUGUUAGAGCAUCCUAUUGAUGUAGACCCCUGUAUGUAUACUUAUACUUAUCUCUCUUACCCAUUCUACACAAUAGUUGAUGUAGCACUUCUAUUCAGGUCUGGGAUAUUCACAUGACUUAAUCUGCACAAAAUGUCUCAUUUCUCAAUCUUGAAGGUUUUGUAGGUUAUAUUAAACUGUUACUGGAAAUGUUCUUCCUGAAAACUUGUGAAGUGUGACAUUAUCUGAAUGCAUAUAAAGUGCUCUGUCAUUGUGUGUGUGCAUUGUGAGAUGUGAUGUUUGGCUCUUGCGAGUGUAUCAUAUGAUGGUGUGUGUUUGAAUAGGAUGCAUGUUCUGUGUGUGUGUGUGUGUGAGUGAGAGAGAGAUAGUGUGUGUGUGUGUGAGAGAGAGUGAUAAUGUGUGUUUGAGAGAGAGUGAUUGUGUGUGUGUGUGUGUGUGUGUGUGUGUGUGUGUGUGUGUGUGUGUGUGUGUGUGUGUGUGUGUGUGUGUGUGUGCGUUUGAGAAAAAUGUGUGUUACUCUCUGUGUGAUAGUGUGUGUUUUGGGAUAUGUGUGAUAGCGUGUGUUUGAGAAGGAUGUGUGUUACUCUCAGUGUGUGAUAGUGUGUGUUUAAGGAUAUGUGUGAUAGUGUGUUUUUGAGAAGGAUGUGUGUUACUCUCAGUGUGUGAUAGUGUGUGUUUAAGGAUAUGUGUGAUAGUGUGUUUUUGAGAAGGAUGUGUGUUACUCUCAGUGUGUGAUAGUGUGUGUUUAAGGAUAUGUGUGAUAGUGUGUUUUUGAGAAGGAUGUUUGUUACUCUCAGUGUGUGAUAGUGUGUUUUUGAGAAGGAAAUGUGUUGCUCUGGAAAGGUGCGUGCGUGUGUGCGUGCGUGAUGUGACAACAUGUCUGUGAGAGGAAGUGAUGCUGUCAGUGUAUGGGUCUGUAUUGUGUGGUGAUGUGUGUAUGUUGCUAUGAGAUUGUUGGUGUGUUCGCAAGGAUCUAUGUGUGCACGGGUAGGUAAAAAUGUGUGGUAUCAUCUUGACUGUAUAUAACGAGCAACUCACUCUGUAGGUACGUGCAAUAUGCAGCGGAAUAUAGAGCUGCCAACAUACAGUUUACACAGGGUCAGCAUGACACGCUAAAUGAGAAAACUGACCCGCCCUCACCCCAGGCUGACAAUAGUCGGACAUCUGGCACUCUGACAGACCUGGAGUCCUAUACAACUGUUCAUUUCUGACAUGUAAUUAUUACGGAGACCUCAAUGUGUGGUUGCUAUGGUGAUGUAUCGUUAGUCUUCUUGUAGUGUUGCCCAGAAAUGGUAUUACAUGGCAAUAACUUCCUUAUGUUGUCCAUGUGGUCACAGAUGUUGGUGAAAUUAUUUUCUGUAGUCCUCAAUGAGAAUUGUGACAAUUGUUCCAUUGUUUACAUUGUUUCUGAAGAGCCCCAUAGCAACAUGAUGUCAUCCAUAUUUCAUGUUGUCAUGACAGUUAUAUUUGAUGUUGUUCCAACAGUAGAGUAACCAUGGUGACAGAGCUGAUAUCUCCAUCUGACAUCAGGAAACAUACAUUUUUAUACAUUUUCUCAGAAAAGGACCAUUGGUUAUAUAAAAAUAACCUUUUCACCACUAAUUAUUUUCCUUGUGAAUUAAGUUCAAAAUUUCUUCACUUGCGACAGAUAAUCUGUAAUUCUAAUAGCUCAAUGCCGAGAAGGCAAGACAUGUUCAAGUGUGGACACCAUUGCAGUUAGCCUUGGUAGUCCUGGGCCCUGUUUCAUUAAACUCGUGUAACAUUUGUAGCCCCUUAAUAUUGACAAGGUUUUUCGACUAAGGUCUAUGAUCAUUAUCAUAGCUAGGGGGAACUUUCCGGCCAUGGAAAGGCAUGCUGUAUGUCAUGUUAUAAAACAGGAAAGCCAGCGAUCUAAUGAUUUACAACUGUUUGGGAGGUAAAUGCUACAUGUUUUUGUCGUAACUUAAUGCUUUUGGUUUAUAUUGUUAAAAGUCUCAUGGAAUGGAGAGUAAGCCUUACAAGAAUGUUACAGUGAAAGUUAAGAGACGUCAGGCUUACGAGACAUUCAUGAGUUUAGGCCUGAUGCUAGUGAUAUCAUGCUUCAUUUCGGAUUUAUUGUUAGGCAUUGCCAAGAAAAGAUUCCUAAAUUGACAAUCAGAUGGAGGUCAAGGCCAUCUAUGAGACAUGUGCUAAACCCAACUCACUCACUCACUCACUCACCCACUCCGUGCUAUGGCCUGUAUUCAUUGAGUGAAGGUGUGCAAUCAAAUCCGAUGUUGAUCUUGCAAAGGGAAGUGGCUGACAUAUAUUUUAAUCAAGAAGAAUGCUGUCAUCUCUUUUUCACAUGGAAGGUGGUCAGUCCCACCCCUAGUUGGCCAUCCCCAUCCCCAGUUCCCUGCUGGCUGUGGGGAGUGUAAACAUAUUGUUACAGGAGAUUUAAAAUAUAAUCAUGUCAUUUUACUGUUAAAAUAUUGAAUAUGGGUUUGUAUCAUUAAAGAAGAGUACCCACAACGUCAAUCGUGAUUAUCAUGAAACAUUGACAUGCAUUAUGGAGACUCCCACCAGUCUAUGAUAUGUUCAUAACCCUCUUGCAGAAAGUCUGCAUAGUGCAAAGACUAUUGGUUCUGGACCAAGGGCUGUUGAAAGUCGUGUUAAGUAAUGGUGUCAGCAAUUUUUGUUUGUGAAACAGGGCUUAGGCCAUUCAUUGUUGUUGAGGUUUAAACUAGUUUUGUGUCGAAUUGAGAUGCUUGUGUCUAUGUACAUGACCUCAUUUGGGUAAUUAUUUUUUUUCAAGAUCAUAACUCUUGACUUAGGACAUUGAAGAACAUGAUCCAAACUUAGCUAUUACCUCUUUAAGGCUACAGGUGGGGAAGGCCUUUGCUUGAAGGUACCAUGGGAUAUGUUGGCUGAAUCCAUUGCUGGGGAAGGCCUUUGCUUGAAGGUACCAUGGGAUAUGCUGGCUGGAUCCAUUGCUGGGGAAGGCCUUUGCUUGAAGGUACCAUGGGAUAUGUUGGCUGGAUCCAUUGCUGGGGAAGGCCUUUGCUUGAAGGUACCAUGGGAUAUGUUGGCUGGAUCCAUUGCUGGGGAAGGCCUUUGCUUGAAGGUACCAUGGGAUAUUUUGUCACCUUGUUGAGAUAGCGCCAUUGUCCUUGUCAUAACUGAAUGCAAAAUUAAUGAAGAAUUGUAAAUGUGUAAAGUUUUGAUACGAUUGUAUAGUGACACUCCUAGUGUGUAUAACUGCUAGUAUUUUGUGUAUGUAUAUAUCCAUUGUCUGGAAAACUAGUUAUUAUCUGUGACAUUAUGUCCAGGAUAUAUACAAUGUCUGUGACCUUAAUUAUUGACUCGAGCUGAACCACUAUCUGUGAGAUUCCAGUGGAAUAGAGUAUUAUAAGCUGAAGUCAGUACUCUAAAUUUGAAACAAUGGUUUAAGGUUUUGAUUGCACAUUUUAUUUCAGCUAUGGUCACAUAAUCUCCGUGAAGUAAUAAGGUGUAUAAUUUUUAACUUUUGAUAGAGAAGUUUGUUUAACGUUUUCGUGCAUUCUCAAUUGAGGAUGGAGAUGAAGGGGAUGUGCACUGGGAUGACUGCAUCAUUGGUUAGUGUUGACCUGAUUACAGUUCACAAUCUUUUGAAGGUAUUCCAAGUACUGUAAAUCCUCAAACAGCUCGCAGGACCUAGCCAUACUUUACAAACCUUUACUCUUGACCUCUUGGGGGCAGUCGGUUAGCCUAGUGGUUAAAGUGUUAGCUCAACACACCAAAGACCCGGGGUUCGAAUCCUGACAUGGAUACAAUGUGUGGAGCCCAUUUCUGGUGUUCCCCGCCGUGAUAUUGCUGGAAUGUUGCUAAAAGUGGCGUACUCACACACUCUUGACUUGUUACCAAAGUUUCACCAGAGUGGUAAAUGUCUAGGACCUCUUCGCCUUGUGAUUUAACUGAAGUUCUUUUCAAAAUUACAUUAAACCAAAUUUGCACACACUUUACUUGUUACCUUAAUGAGAAAGUUCCAGACCGUUGCCAUUUUAAGCAUUAAGCUGACACUACGUGAUAUCUCUGUAAUCCUAAAAGUGGCGUUAAACCCAAGUCACUUACUCACUCAGUAUAACUGCAGUUUAAGAUCAGGGGGCGGUCGGGUAGCCUAGUGAUUAAAGUGUUCGCUCGUCACGCCGAAGACCUUGUUCGAUUCCCUUCAUGGGUACAAUGUGGGAAGCCAAUUUCUGGUGUCCCCCGCCAUGAUAUUGCUGGAAUAUUGCUAAAAGCGGCGUAAAACCAUACUCACUCACUCACUCACUCACUAUGGCUUCUCUGAUCAUUAAUCACAGGUUUAUGGUAUGUAGGAUACAGUUAGUAUUGGUAUUCACAAAAUGGUUAGUAGACCUACUACCUAUCCACACAAUGGGACAAAUUAAUGUCCCAUUAUGAUUUGUGCUGGAACAUAUUUGCAUGUAUUAUUGAUUAUUCAUUUAAGACGGAUGUUUGUCCGUGUUUGUUAAUGUGAUUUUCAUAUGCCAUAUGUAGAUGAUCUCUAUGUCAUAUUGGACUCGCAUUAUAACAUUAUCUAGGUUCUUUUCAUGAAUUAUUCAUGAUUAUAUGAUUGAAACAGCAUCACUGUUAAUAUUGGUGAGCCCUUGAACAAAUGUAUGUUCCAAAUGUUUGUGUGAUUUAUUGCUGGUCGGAAGUCUGUAUCAUAUUUUGCUACGGGUUGCGUCCUCUGCGUGUGAAGGCCGUCUCUCAGUGAUCAUAUUCACAAUUGCUGUCAGAUAUUAUUUUUGUCUUGUCAACUCAUCACCUUCAUCUAUCUGAGGAUGUGACUAUGAUGAUAAAUGUUUUGAGAAGGAACAUGUCAAUAUUGAAUAUAGUGUAUAUUUUUAAAUGCACAUUUUUUAUUUUUAAAUUUUUAAUGUAUUAGAUGUAUUAGAAAUAAAUAUCUUGUACAACUGUUCUAUAAUGCUGGGUGUUACAUGAGCAUUAAUUAGGACACCAUCCCUUAAAACGUUUUUUUGUUUCUCGUUAUUUAAAAUGAGAAAAAUUAGUGCAAUGACUAUUUUUCCUUUUGUGUUGUUAGAAUGCAAAUUUAUGUUCACUUGUUAUAGAUAUAUGUGUAGACCUGCCAGUGUAAGUGUACAGAGUUAACUGCACUUGUGUACAAAAAUAAUUUUAAUAAGGAAAAAUAGCCAGACCAGAAAUGAGAAAUUUUUGUGGGCCCAAGCACCAUUAUGACCUUUGCUUGUAAUUGUGUCGGUGCGUGAAGGACUGCGAUCUUCAUAGUGAGUCGUAUAGGUAACGUAGUUGAUGCUAGCUGCCAUUGUCCCUAGAGGCCUUCUGAUGGGCUCGCAGGACCGAGGCAAGUGUUCUUGUUUACAAUUAUUUUAUGAGACAUGAUCAGUGUAUGAGUGAGGAUAUCUGUUCUCUUUGCAUAAAUUAAAAUUACUCUGAUAUGA